CAAAUACUGUUCGACUGACAUACCUCUUUUUCGAUUAAGAAAAAACAUCUUGAAGCAUUUGUUUAAUACUUUGUUAUUUAUCAUGCAUAGUGUAUUAUCAAAGAUUCGACUUGCGAAUGUAAAAGGCUUAAAUAAUUUUUCAUCUAAGUUUAAUAAAAAAUUGCCAGAAAUGCCUUUAAAAAAUUAUAAUUCACUCGCUGUGACUGAACCAUCAUCUUCUGUCUUUCAUGUUCAAUUGAAUAGACCAGAAAAAUUAAAUGCUCUGUCCAAUUCCAUGUGGUUAGAAAUUGGUGAAUGCUUUAAUGAAUUAUCAAACAAUCCAGAUUGCAGAGUGGUAGUUCUUUCAGGGGCUGGAAAGAUAUUUUGUGCAGGUAUAGAUUUGAUGGAUGCUAUGGGAUUAUUUCAAAAAUUAGCUGAUGUUGAAGAUGUAGCAAGAAAGUGUAAAAUUUUAGAGAAAACAAUCAAACAAUAUCAAGAUUCCUUCACAGCUAUUGACAAUUGUUCAAAACCAGUUAUUGCAGCAGUACAUGGAGCAUGUAUUGGAGGUGGCAUUAAUAUGAUAUGUUCUGCUGAUAUUAGAUUUUGUUCUUCUGAUGCAUGGUUUCAAAUUAAAGAAGUCGAGUUAGGAAUGACUGCUGAUGUAGGAGCUCUUCAGAGGCUUCCAAAAAUCAUUGGUUCUGAAAGCCUGGUCAAAGAAUUAACAUACACUGCAAGAAAAAUGUUAGCAACUGAGGCACUACAAUAUGGUUUUGUUAGUCAAGUUAUGAAUGACCAUAAAAGCUUAAUGGAUAAGGCCAUGAGUGUAGCAAAACAGAUUGCAUCCAAAAGUCCAGUUGCAGUUCAGGGUUCAAAACUCAAUUUGAACUAUGCAAGAGAUCACUCUGUUGAAGACAGUUUGAAUCAUAUUUUAAUGAGAAAUCAAGUGAUGUUACAAAGUGAAGAUUUUGUAAACGCUGCCACAGCAUUAGCUACUAAGGGAGAUCCACCCAUUUUUUCAAAAUUGUAAUGUAACUGAAUGUAGUUACAUAAAUUGUUGAAAAAUUAUCAUAGCAAACUUUUAUCUGUGAGAUAUUUCAAAUAAUUCUAGAAGUGAAACACAAGUAUAUUUUGUUACAUAAUAGUUUUUAUAUUUUUAUUGUGGUUUUUAUUAAAAAAAUGGUAUAUAUA
Trichogramma pretiosum is the source of this 1167-nucleotide messenger RNA. Its product is annotated as delta(3,5)-Delta(2,4)-dienoyl-CoA isomerase, mitochondrial. The record is from RefSeq and is a predicted model, not a curated record. Gene Ontology annotation, cellular component: mitochondrion. Bases 83 to 1006 code for a protein of 307 amino acids. Lineage: Eukaryota; Metazoa; Arthropoda; Insecta; Hymenoptera; Trichogrammatidae. Gene Ontology annotation, molecular function: delta(3,5)-delta(2,4)-dienoyl-CoA isomerase activity. The transcript is spliced from 7 exons.